Anopheles marshallii is the source of this 1914-nucleotide messenger RNA. It is a transcript of the gene Hsc70-4, whose product is annotated as heat shock 70 kDa protein cognate 4. The coding region runs from base 1 to 1914 and encodes 637 amino acids. Gene Ontology annotation, biological process: protein refolding; vesicle-mediated transport; cellular response to unfolded protein. Lineage: Eukaryota; Metazoa; Arthropoda; Insecta; Diptera; Culicidae. The record is from RefSeq and is a predicted model, not a curated record. Gene Ontology annotation, molecular function: ATP binding; heat shock protein binding; misfolded protein binding. The transcript is spliced from 2 exons. Gene Ontology annotation, cellular component: plasma membrane; cytosol; nucleus.
AUGGCAGCAAAAGCACCAGCAGUUGGUAUUGAUCUGGGCACGACCUACAGUUGUGUUGGAGUUUUCCAGCACGGCAAGGUAGAAAUCAUUGCCAAUGACCAGGGUAACCGAACCACGCCAUCGUAUGUUGCCUUCACUGACACGGAGCGUCUGAUUGGCGAUGCUGCCAAGAACCAGGUGGCCAUGAACCCGACCAACACCAUCUUCGACGCGAAGCGUCUGAUUGGUCGCAAGUUUGACGAUCCCGCGAUCCAGGCUGAUAUGAAGCAUUGGCCGUUCGAGGUGGAGUCGAUCGAGGGCAAACCAAAGAUUGCGGUCGAGUACAAGGGCGAGAAGAAAUCUUUCUUCCCGGAGGAGGUCAGUUCGAUGGUGCUGACCAAGAUGAAGGAAACGGCCGAAGCUUACCUGGGCAAGACAGUGACGAACGCCGUCAUUACCGUGCCAGCUUACUUCAACGAUUCGCAGCGUCAGGCAACGAAGGAUGCCGGAACCAUUUCGGGGUUGAACGUGCUGCGUAUCAUCAACGAACCGACUGCGGCCGCCAUUGCCUACGGUCUGGACAAGAAGACGGCCGGUGAGCGCAACGUGCUGAUCUUCGAUCUGGGCGGCGGUACCUUCGAUGUGUCGAUCCUUUCUAUCGACGAUGGCAUCUUCGAGGUCAAGUCGACCGCCGGAGACACCCAUCUGGGUGGUGAGGACUUCGACAACCGCCUGGUGAACCACUUCGCUCAGGAAUUCAAGCGCAAACACAAGAAGGAUCUGUCCACCAACAAGCGUGCCCUCCGCCGUCUGCGCACGGCAUGCGAGCGCGCGAAGCGUACGCUGUCCUCGUCGACCCAGGCCAGUAUUGAGAUCGAUUCGCUGUUCGAGGGAACCGAUUUCUACACCUCGAUCACGCGUGCCCGUUUCGAGGAGCUGAACGCCGAUCUGUUCCGUUCGACGAUGGAACCAGUGGAGAAGGCGCUUCGUGAUGCCAAGAUGGACAAGGCCAGCAUUCACGAUAUUGUGCUGGUUGGUGGAUCGACCCGUAUCCCCAAGGUGCAGAAGCUGCUGCAGGACUUCUUCAACGGCAAGGAGUUGAACAAGUCGAUCAACCCGGACGAAGCCGUCGCCUACGGUGCUGCCGUCCAGGCCGCCAUUCUGCACGGUGACAAGUCGGAGGAGGUGCAGGAUCUGCUGCUGCUCGACGUGACGCCACUGUCGCUCGGUAUCGAGACUGCCGGUGGAGUGAUGUCGGUGUUGAUCAAGCGUAACACGACCAUCCCGACGAAACAGACGCAGACGUUCACCACGUACUCGGAUAACCAACCCGGUGUGUUGAUCCAGGUGUUCGAGGGUGAGCGUGCCAUGACGAAGGACAACAACCUGCUCGGCAAGUUCGAGCUGAGCGGCAUCCCGCCAGCACCGCGCGGUGUGCCCCAGAUCGAGGUAACGUUUGAUAUCGAUGCCAACGGUAUUCUGAACGUGACGGCACUCGAGAAGUCGACGAACAAGGAAAACAAGAUUACGAUCACUAACGACAAGGGCCGUCUGAGCAAGGAGGACAUCGAGCGCAUGGUGAACGAGGCCGAGAAGUACCGCACCGAAGAUGAGAAACAGAAGGAAACCAUCUCCGCGAAGAAUGCGCUCGAAUCGUACUGCUUCAACAUGAAGGCCACGAUGGAGGAUGACAAGCUGAAGGACAAGAUUUCGGACAGCGACAAGACCCUGGUACUGGACAAGUGCAACGACACGAUCAAGUGGCUCGAUGCGAACCAGCUGGCCGACAAGGAGGAGUAUGAGCAUCGCCAGAAGGAGCUGGAGUCGGUAUGCAACCCGAUCAUCAGCAAGCUGUACCAGGGCGCUGGUGCUGCCGGUGGUGCUGCUGGUGGCGCCGGAUCCGGCUCUGGACCGACCAUCGAGGAGGUUGACUAA